Postia placenta MAD-698-R-SB12 is the source of this 1773-nucleotide messenger RNA. RefSeq lists its product as hypothetical. Lineage: Eukaryota; Fungi; Basidiomycota; Agaricomycetes; Polyporales; Adustoporiaceae. The record is from RefSeq and is a predicted model, not a curated record. The transcript is spliced from 6 exons. Gene Ontology annotation, cellular component: cytoplasm. Bases 1 to 1521 code for a protein of 506 amino acids. Gene Ontology annotation, biological process: protein refolding; response to heat. Gene Ontology annotation, molecular function: ATP binding; heat shock protein binding.
AUGCCUCCUCGGAUAGCCUCUGCUAGGGUCCUCUCAUUUGUGAACUUUUACUCUUGCACUGUCACGACUCAUGGUGCUAGUACCCGUACAUUCUCUACCUGUUUGAAUGGACGUCAGCAGGGUUCAAGUUCCAGUCGCACUGCUGCACGGCUUCGAUCCUCGUCUAGCCGCUUAGUUAAACAGCACGCUUUCCAUGCAUCUGCUGUCCAUUCCGCACCCAAAGACCCAUACGCAGUGCUUGGGGUUUCCAAAGAUGCGGGCGCAGCUGAGAUCAAGAAAACCUAUUUCUCGCUCGCGCGCAAAUACCACCCUGACACGAACCCGGACAAGAACGCACAAGAGAAGUUCGUUGAGAUUCAGGAAGCUUACGAUAUCUUGAAGGAUGAAAAGAAGCGAGCCGCUUACGACCAGUAUGGAGCUGCUUCUCAGCAGCCAGGCUUUGAUCCUGAUGCCUUCGCCCGAGCCGGCGCAAAUUUCAAUAAUUUCGGGGGCUUUGGUCCAUUCGGUGCCGGUGGUACCUCCAAUUCUGAUCUCUUCUCAGAACUCUUCGGUGCCUUCGCGGGCACUCGGCGAGGGUCACGGAGAGCUGGGUUUGCAGAUGAUGUACAAGGCGCUGACCUACAAGCGACUAUCGGUGUGACGUUUAUGGAGGCCUGCAAAGGAACCUCGCGCACCAUAAACGUCACUCCCACUGUUAAUUGCUCUUCGUGCUCCGGUUCUGGGCUGAAGCCGGGUGCCAAAAGGACAGUCUGCGGAACCUGUGGUGGGUCGGGUGCCAGCACGUUCGUCAUCGACGGUAGUUUCCACAUGAGCAGCACAUGCGCGUCUUGUCAAGGGACAGGUACCACUGUGCCUCGUGGUAGCCAAUGUCAUACAUGUGGAGGGGUGGGUCAAGUUAGGGUCAAAAAGGCCGUCAAGGUCGACAUACCUGCAGGUGUUGAGGAUGGCAUGACACUCAGAGUACCAGGCGCUGGUGACGCGCCGUUGUCUGCGAAGGGCCGUCCUGGCGACCUACUUGUCAGAAUAAGUGUCGCGAAUUCGCAACACUUUAGCCGACAAGGAGCGAACCUUCACUACGAAGCUCGCAUUCCCAUGCACAAGGCUCUUCUAGGCGGUCGUGUCCGCAUCCCAACGCUGGAUGGUGAAGUGGACGUCCGACUUCCAGCUGGAACUCAGCAUGGAGAAGAAAUGGCGCUCAAGGGGCGCGGAGUCCCCACAGUGUACGGUGGUGGCAAAGGGGACUUAUUCGUCACUUUCAUCGUCCAGUUGCCUAGAACCCUCACGGAUAGACAACGCCAAAUUCUUCAGCAAUACGCCGACGAGGUAGAAGGCAAAACAUCUGCCUCAUCGAAUGCCUCAAACGCCACCACUUCGGAUACGUCGGCGUCUUCUAGCGGCCGAGAUUCGACUGCAUCGGCUAACAGUGCAAACGGUACGGAUUUCUUUGCUCAUGCUUCUGCGCCCCCGGGUGGCUGGGCGUCUCGUGCGUGGAAUAGAAUCAAGGGACUCAUCGGCUUUUAAUUUAUCCAUGCCUCGUAAUCCCUUUUGGAUGCACCUUCGACCCUUUAGACGAGUCUAAUUCGGAAGCUGCGUCGCAGAAUAAGGACGACGAACAAGACCGAAGGCAGAAGGCAACGGCAUAGGAAGACAGGUAGACGCGCGUCUGGGAUUCGCAUGGUCGGAAACGUUCUUCGAGACUGCACAUAUUUUACCAUAGUCUUGCAUCUCCUUUAGUACAUGCUGCUUCCAUCUAGAACUAUGCAGUGAUGCCAU